AUGGCGACUCACCGUCACCAGUCCUCCCUAGAGGGGGUUUUGGACUUCUCAAAACCCUUAUCAUUAACACCACAACAGCAUGAGUCGGCGAGGAACCUAGUGAUCACGCUUGUACGGCAUUAUGGCUCCGAGAAGACCGGGCGGAAGGGCUAUCGGCCUGCGGCCCUUAUCCAGGCUACUCUCGAGCACGUUACAUCGCCGGAUACCUUUAUGACUUUCUUCCUCACAUACAUCUACGAGGACCUGCGCUCUGAUGAAGGACAUGUCGUUGAUUCUGAUAUUACUCACGCCUUGGUAUUCUUCGAGGGAUUUUCUUCAUGGGAACCAGAACAAAUAAACAAGCUUCAUGGAGGCCUAGAAAAGUUUGCUGAGUUUAUCGUUGAAAAUUUUUUCCUUCCCCUUAGAGCAUCAUCAGUCAAGACACCACAACCAACGCCCACGUCGUUAUCAUCGCUGCAGAGCUCAACACCGACCGGAACGCGGCAGCGAGUAUCUGUCUUACGACAGAAAUGUCUUAUGCGCGACCGCCACCGCUGUGUAGUGUCUCGGAAAUUCGAUAGAGCAGAAGCCAGAAAGCGUUUCGAGGAGAAUUCGGAAUCUUGUGCUGAUGAUGACGGAAACCUAUUGAAGGAUGAGUCCAGCGAUCAAUUUCAAUACUUGGAGGUUGCACACAUUCUCCCUCAUUGUCUGACGACGGUAGCUUUUGGUGAAACCGAUUUGAGCGAUUCAAAGAAAAAUGCUCUUCGGAUCUUGGACAUGUUCGAUCCCGGAAUAAUCCAUCUUAUUGAUGGACCCAAAAUUGACAGUCCCAUGAAUGCCCUCACUCUAACGCUGGACUACCACCGGCUAUUCGGCGAAUUCAAGAUCUAUUUCGAACGCACUGGCACACGACACCAAUACAGGAUUGACUCGACAGAACGCAGUCCUUUCUUACGUGACCCCUUAUUUCCCGUCACACGAUCGCUUACCCUAAGUCCUCAUCGCACGGUAGAUCCGCCAUCCCCCCGGCUUCUCGAUGUCCACCGCGCCAUUGCACUUAUUAUGAACCUUAGCGGCGCUGGCGAAUAUAUUGAGCGGGUCCUUCGUGAUAUGGAGGAGCUAGAUGUCAGAGAAGAUGGAUCGACACAUUUGGGAUAUCUUACAGGCUUACGACUUGACGGGUGGUUAGAUACCCUAUCAGUGCAUUAG
Messenger RNA from Penicillium bovifimosum, 1188 nucleotides. RefSeq names its product HNH endonuclease signature motif containing protein. The record is from RefSeq and is a predicted model, not a curated record. Lineage: Eukaryota; Fungi; Ascomycota; Eurotiomycetes; Eurotiales; Aspergillaceae. The coding region runs from base 1 to 1188 and encodes 395 amino acids. The transcript is spliced from 3 exons.